GGCAGAGGAGUGAGGAGAUAUCCCCAUUCUUCGGUCCCUCUUUUUCUCUUGAGUUUCUCUUGUUUAUCUGUCAAGCAAAGUCAUCAUCACCCAAGAAAAGGGUCACUCCUCUCCCACUCCUCCACUCCCCACUCCCCACUCCCCACUCCCACCAUCCCAUACUCUCUCUUCCAAAAGCAAGGAACAUUCUACCUAAAGCAACCUCAGUACCUUUCAAUGAGAGACAGAGGAGGAGAAGUAUUACCAACAACCACACCCAACGCCAAUCCUAAUGGCGAACACCGCGGACCCCGUCCUCCUCUUCCUCCUCCUCCUCAAUACCACCACGACCGCCAAUACUAUCCAACCUCAUCUUCAAAAGCCUCCUUCAAGGGCUGCUGCUGUUGCCUCUUCCUCCUCUUCUCCUUCCUGGCUCUACUCGUCCUCGCUGUGGUCCUCAUCAUCAUCCUCGCCGUCAAACCCAAAAAGCCCCAGUUCGAUCUCCAACAGGUAGGAGUUCAAUACAUGGGCAUCUCCGCACCCACCUCACUCGACAGCACUGCCCCCGCCGUCACCAACCCCACCACCGCUUCCUUGUCUCUAACCAUACACAUGCUUUUCACCGCUGUAAAUCCCAAUAAAGUCGGGAUCAAAUAUGGUGAGUCCAGAUUUACAGUCAUGUACCGUGGAAUUCCGUUGGGUAAAGCUUCUGUUCCCGGCUUCUUCCAGGAGGCCCACAGCGUCAGAAACGUGGAGGCCACUAUAGCUGUUGAUCGUGCCAAUCUGAUGCAAGCCGAUGCUGCUGAUUUAAUCAGGGAUGCUUCUCUCAAUGACCGCGUCGAGCUUCGAGUCCUGGGUGAUGUUGGCGCUAAGAUCCGGGUCAUGGACUUCGAUUCUCCCGGCGUUCAGGUAUCGGUCGACUGUGCAAUAGUGAUCAGUCCAAGGAAGCAGUCUCUUACUUACAAGCAGUGUGGUUUUGAUGGCUUGAGCGUGUAGCUAGAAGUCUCUUGAAGAUAUCUAAGUUCUUCUAUUCUCUUUAAUUUUUUCAUCUCUCAAGUCAGAGGGAGAAAGAGAAUGGAAAAGUAGAAGAGAAGGCUAAAACUCAGGGGGGAGAAGGAAGAGCUUUCCCCUCAAAAACGACUGGAGUAAUUCAAAAACAAAGCUAAGAAAAAUGAGAAGAUUAUUCAAUGGGAAAUCAAAUUUUCCCCCUGCAGAUUUUGCUGAAUUUGGUAUUGGUUAAUUUUCUUCACCAGGAAGGAAAUUUUUAAACUGUGUGUAAAGUUGUAUGUGUACUGAUUUUACUCUAUUCUAUGGAAAUCUCUCUCUUUGCACAAUGGUUAAGAGUGUCCAAUGAACAAGCAGAGCUGGG
Molecule: messenger RNA, 1348 nt
Organism: Rubroshorea leprosula
Lineage: Eukaryota; Viridiplantae; Streptophyta; Magnoliopsida; Malvales; Dipterocarpaceae
Source: the annotation of a GenBank genome assembly